Onychostoma macrolepis is the source of this 1095-nucleotide messenger RNA. It is a transcript of the gene cd79a, whose product is annotated as CD79a molecule, immunoglobulin-associated alpha. Lineage: Eukaryota; Metazoa; Chordata; Actinopteri; Cypriniformes; Cyprinidae. The coding region runs from base 100 to 777 and encodes 225 amino acids. Gene Ontology annotation, cellular component: B cell receptor complex; external side of plasma membrane. Gene Ontology annotation, biological process: B cell differentiation; B cell receptor signaling pathway. The transcript has 5 exons. The record is from RefSeq and is a predicted model, not a curated record.
GUAGAUGAUACAGGAAGAGAAGACAAACACUUGAACUGCACAUUCACUGAUGAGCAGCAAGAGGGGUUUUUUUAAGGUUUAUCUGGUUUAUUAGAGAAAAUGGCAUUCACACUGAUCAUUUUCUUGUGUUUCUGGGCAGCUGUUGCCAACGCUGGUUUUGAACUCCUGAAACUGGAGGCAGAUAAGCCAUUGGUGCGUGUGGCUCUCUCCCAUGAAGCCACCAUCCGCUGCUGCUACCGCUGGAAUGAGAGCCCCUAUGUCAACUGGAUCAUGAAUAUUCACACCACCAAUGGUACCACAAUGCCCAGUUUAUUAAAUCUAUCCAACAAUCUGAUGAACAAUUCAACAGAUGUGACCGGAGGAGUCACAUGCCAUUUGCUGUUUUUCAAGAAGGUCCGUCUCAAUGAUACCGGCUUGUACCAGUGUAAACUGGAUUAUGGCACUUUUCACAUCUUUACCCAUGGUACCUUUCUUCAAGUAUACAUACCUUUGCAGAAGACCUUGAACCUCAGCGAGAGUGUGAAGAACAGCAUCAUUACAGCAGAAGGGGUGUUGCUGCUGAUGUGUGUGUUGCUCCCUGGCACCAUGCUCCUCUGUAAGUCAAAGAGGCUGAACCAACUGGAGAGGAAGAAAGGAAGGGAGGAGGAGAAUAUCUAUGAGGGUCUAAACCUGGACGACUGCAACUCAGCUUACCAUCAAAUUCAACGCACCAAUCUGCAAGGCCCCUAUCAGGAUGUGGCCAACUGUGCAGAAGACAUUCAGCUGGAGAAGCCGUAGCUGGAGCAGGAGAAAGAGAAAGAGGAAAAGGAACCAGAAAGACAGUCGAGGGAAAAGUGAACUCUGUGUAUUACUUCAGAUAAAUUGUUCAAGUCGUAAUUUCGUGAGCCUGCUGUCAGUGUGUCUUUGCAUCUCGUCAUUAGUUUGAAGAUAAGCUUGUUUGCAUUUUGCAGUGGUAAAUCAAAUAUAUCUGCUAAUGGUUUGAAUGAAUUGUAUAAUGAAUGUGACAUUUUAAGUGUGUCCUGAGGAAGAUUCUAAAUAAAUAAAUGCACUGGAUACUCAAAUUGGCAAUUAAAGAAAAUAAACUAGAGAAACUGG